AAUUACUUGCUAACUGCAUAAAUACCUGUUUUUGUACCAGCACCAAGUUUUGGUUGUAAAUAAAUUCAUUCUUAUAGGAACAAUUAAAUCUGCACAAAUAGGAACUGUACUUAGUACUGGUGUCCGAUUGUUGGCAAUAAAGACUUUCGCAAUUUUUAUUUUCUUCAGCUCAAAAGUCUGCAACAUAAAUACUCAAAAACUCUGAUUGACAUUUGAUUUUUUAAAUCAAAAUUAUGAAAGGCCAUAUGAACUAAAGAAGAUUAUUGAAACCUUUAAAUCAAAACUAAUUAUUGUACUGUACUGUGUACACGGAACUCUUAACUUGUUCUAAGACUGUGAUGUUAAAGACCAAGAGCUACAACGCUACCGGUUUACUGUAUUUACUAGUAUGAGCUUAAAUAAGUUUUCAAUUUUUCAGACACUAGAAAUGAAUUUGGCCUUGCUAGAGAGCUUUGGCCAAAACUAUCCAGAGGAGUUUGAUGGGUCCCUGGAUUGUAUUUCUAUGGCUGUUACAUGUCAGUUUAACAGAUUCGGUACGUUGUUCGCUGUUGGUUGCAAUGAUGGUAGGAUUGUAAUCUGGGAUUUUUUAACUCGAGGAAUAGCUAAAAUUAUACCAGCCCACGUGCACCCUGUUUGCUCAAUCAGCUGGUGUAGAAACGGAUCUAAGCUCUCUUCCGCCUCGACGGAUAAUACAGUUUCGGUCUGGGACGUACUAACGGGAGAAUGUGAUUAUAGGUUUCGGUUUCCCAGUCCUGUGUUACGGGUUCAAUUUAAUCCUCGGAACGCCAAUGAGCUCCUCGUGGUUCCAAUGCGCCAUGCCGCGGUUAUUGUAAAUUUAGACGGAGGGCACAAACUCGUUCCGAUGGAAGACGACACAGAUCUAACCAUUUACGCAUGCUAUGACAGGCGUGGAAAAUAUAUAUUUACCGGAAACUCUAAAGGAAAGAUUCUUGUUGUUGAUGCAACAACCUUAGAACAGAAAACAUGCUUUAGAGUCACUCAAACAGCAGCUGCUAAUAAUGCAGUCAAGGGAAUAGAGUUCGCUAGACGCACAGAGAGUUUUCUUGUCAAUACAGCCGACAGAGUUAUCAGAGUUUAUAAUACAAAGGAUGUUCUUGAAUCCAGCUCCGGGAAGGACCCGGAACCUUUACAGAAACUUCAGGACCUUGUAAAUAAAACAAUGUGGAAAAAAUGCUGCUUUUCAGGGGACGGAGAAUAUGUGUGCGCGGGAUCUGCGCGUCAGCAUGCGUUGUAUAUCUGGGAGAAGUCCCUGGGGAACCUCGUGAAGAUCCUGCACGGGACAAAGGGAGAGAUGCUGCUGGAUGUAGUCUGGCAUCCUGUCAGACCAAUAGUUGCAAGUAUAUCAAGUGGAGUAAUCAGUGUGUGGGCCCAGCAGCAGGUUGAGAACUGGUCAGCCUUCGCCCCCGACUUUAAGGAGCUCGACGAGAACGUUGACUACGAGGAGAGGGAGUCCGAGUUCGAUAUUGAGGAUGAGGACCGGAGUGUGAAGGAGGACCCCGAGGAGUUGGAUCUAGACUGCGACGUAGAUGUAUCCAACAAGGUUUCUAUCCCCGCCCUCUGUAGUAGUGACGAGGAGAGUGAAGACCAUUCAGCUAUUCUCUAUCUACCGAUGGCUCCAGAGGUUGAGGAGCCGGAGGACGGAUAUAUACCUAACCCUGAGAAUGAGGAAACCAACAAGAGAUCAAGUUCAGAUCAUAAAGAGAACUCAUCGCCAAAGAAGAAAAGAACGAAAACAACGGAUAUCGCACUAGAGAAUGCUCCUUCAGAUGAGGUUCAUCCUAUGCUGGCCAAAGGAGCUUCAAGGGAUAAAUCCUCAAAGAAACCACAGGGACGUCCUCCAAGCAAAGAUAAAGGAAAAUCCAAAGGAAAAUAGUCCCUACCCCACAGUACUUCCUUAUAAAUUCGGCAUUUAUUCUUCAAUAGUUUUCAAUGUACUCAUUACUCUAUAUUAAACCUAGUACAAAUACAAACUAUAGAAACAUUCACAAAAAUCAAAAUUACACAUUUUGAAGAACGCAGCAAAAUUUUUAGUAUUCAAAGGAAUAUUUAUGUAAUGUAAAUACAAGGAGAAAACUAACAAAAUUGUAUUUGUCUUGUUAAACAUAUAAUUAUCUCUUUUCCUUCAUUUUUUAACCUUUAGUAAUUAUUUUGAGGCUCCAUACUCUAGCAUUGUAAACUACUCUAGCAUUGUAAACUAUAUUUUGAUUAGAAUUAUGCAGACACAGACAUUUUUUUUGAGAAUUUGUAUUUCUAUUACACCAGAAAAUGUUAUUAACGAAUCUGGAAAUCUUUUUACUUUUCGUUAAUGUAACAUACAGAAUCCACAUGCAACCUUGGAUGAAAAAAAUAUGAUGCAAAACUGGGGAAAUAUCCCUUACUUAAGUAUAUUUUUCUUUUUUAUUCGUUCCUUUCCAUAAAACCAAAAUCACACCUCCCCCCCCCCUGUCUCAAAGCCUAUUAGGAAAGCCAAGAUUUAUAUGAUUUUUAAGAUAUACGAGUUAAUUAUUGUAAAACGGUCGAAGGAAA
Molecule: messenger RNA, 2547 nt
Organism: Eurytemora carolleeae
Lineage: Eukaryota; Metazoa; Arthropoda; Copepoda; Calanoida; Temoridae
Gene: Rbbp5
Product: retinoblastoma-binding protein 5 homolog
Exons: 12
Coding region: 389-1894 (501 amino acids)
Cellular component (GO): Set1C/COMPASS complex
Molecular function (GO): protein binding
Source: RefSeq, a predicted model, not a curated record